AUGGGUCUCAAAGAUAUAUCCACAGAAGUUCUAGAGAAUCCUGAAUUAUACGGUUUAAGAAGAUCAUCGAGGGCCUCCAAGCACGUCGUUUCAUACAAUACUAGCGACGAGGAGGACGACGACGUAGAGGAUGAUGAUGAUGAUGAUGUUAUAAGUGUAGCAAACAGAAAAAGAAGAAGCACACGUGGGAAUACUAGUAAAAGAAAAAAUGAUGAUCUUAGUGACUACGAUGAUGCAUAUGAAAAUGACGAUGAAGAUAAUAAUGAAGAUAGCAUGGACGAUUUUGUAGUGGAUGACAAUUUUGAUGAAGGUUAUAGUAUGUCAUCGAAGCGAAAGAGGAGAAAGACCACAAGAGCCACUUCAACUCGUAAUAAGACAAAUAAUUAUAACAGGACCAAAUUUGGAAGUAGAAAUAGACUUGCUAGCAAUCGCUCAAAGAAACAAAAAAGUCAACAUAACAGUGAUGAGGAUGAGAAUGAUAGUGAAAGCUUGAAACAUGUUCCGACCAGAUUUUCUACAAGAACACGCAAGACUAAUGUGAAUUAUAGAAUUGAUGACGAUGAUGAAAUCGAAGAAGAAUGGCUAGAAAGUGAUUACGAAGACAGCUAUUACUAUAACGGCACCAAUGGUAGUAAUACUCAGGGCAAAAAAAGUACCGAAGAUGGUCCAAGCAUUGAUAUAGUUGUCCGUCACAAAUUAAAGGACAACGUGUCGGAACCUACAACUGAACCGGAUAUUUCAGCAUGCAAAAAAUGCUAUGAUUUCUUAAUUAAGUGGAAAGAUAAAUCUCACUUGCACAAUAGUUGGGAGAAUAGCGAGACUUUGGAAAGUUUGAAAGGAGCUAAGAAGGUGGAUAACUACAUUAAACAAUUUAUAAUAUUGGACUAUCAGUUCAGACAUGAUCCAUAUACCACAAAAGAAGAUUUAGAAAUUAUGGAUUUGGAAAAUGAACGAAGGAUAGACGAAUUUGAUCAAUUCAAAUGUUCAGAGAGAAUUAUUGACAGUGCCAGGGUUGAAGAUGACUAUGGUACCGAAAAUUUGGAAUAUUUGGUUAAAUGGCGCCGUUUAAAUUAUGACGAAGCUACUUGGGAAUCUGCGACGGAGAUUGCGGAAAUUAGUCCAGAAGAAGUGAAACAGUUUCAGCAGAGAUUGCAGUCCAAGAUUUUGCCACAAUAUUCCAGUAAUUUUAACAGCAGCAGACCAAGGUUUGAGAAAUUAAAUGUUCAACCUAAAUUUAUCAAAGGUGGCGAGUUAAGAGAUUUUCAAUUGACUGGUGUUAAUUGGAUGGCGUUUUUAUGGUCCAAGAAUGAAAAUGGUAUUUUGGCUGAUGAAAUGGGACUUGGAAAAACUGUGCAGACCGUUUGUUUCAUAUCAUGGCUAAUCUAUGCCAGAAGACAAAAUGGACCUCAUCUAAUCGUGGUUCCAUUAUCGACGUUACCUGCAUGGCAAGAAACUUUUGAGAAAUGGGCGCCUGAUUUGAACUGUAUUUAUUAUAUGGGUAAUAACAAAUCCAGAGAAACCAUUAGAGAUUAUGAGUUUUACACUAACCGAGAGGCUAAGGGCAAGAAACACAUUAAAUUUAAUGUUUUGGUCACAACUUAUGAAUAUAUUUUGAAGGACAGAUCAUCUUUAGGAUUGAUCAAAUGGCAGUAUUUGGCGGUUGAUGAAGCACAUCGAUUGAAAAAUAGUGAAAGUUCCUUGUACGAAGCAUUAAAUAGUUUCAAAGUGAAUAAUAAAUUGCUAAUUACUGGGACACCGUUGCAGAACAACAUUAAGGAGUUAAAUGCAUUAGUGAAUUUUUUGAUGCCAGGUAAAUUUAAUAUUGAUUUAGAAAUUGAUUUUGAAAAGCAAGAUAGAGAACAAGAAGAAUACAUUCAUGAUUUACAGAAGCAAAUCCAGCCCUUUAUAUUGAGGAGGUUGAAAAAAGACGUUGAAAAAUCACUACCUUCCAAAACUGAGCGUAUUUUAAGAGUAGAGCUAUCUGAUUUGCAAACUGAUUAUUACAAGAAUAUUUUAACCAAAAAUUAUGCAGCAUUGCAGCAAGGAGGUAAAGGCGGCCAUUUUUCAUUACUAAACAUUAUGAACGAGUUGAAAAAGACAUCCAAUCACCCAUACUUGUUUGAUAAUGCUGAAGAUUUGGUCCUAACAAAAUUUGGGGAGGGUAAAAAGACCCGAGAAAAUAUUUUGCGUGGGUUGAUUAUGAGCAGUGGUAAGAUGGUUCUUUUGGAUAAAUUAUUAACUAGACUGAAAAAAGAUGGACAUCGGGUUUUAGUAUUUUCGCAGAUGGUUAGAAUGCUAGACAUACUUGGAGAUUAUUUGAGUAUUAAGGGUAUAAAUUUCCAACGAUUAGAUGGUACUGUUCCCUCUCAACAACGUCGGAUUGCUAUUGAUCAUUUUAACGCACCUGAUUCCAACGAUUUUGUGUUUUUAUUAAGCACAAGGGCUGGUGGAUUGGGUAUUAAUUUAAUGACUGCUGAUACUGUUAUUAUUUUUGAUUCUGACUGGAAUCCUCAGGCAGAUUUGCAGGCUAUGGCUAGGGCGCAUCGUAUUGGACAAAAGAAUCAUGUUAUGGUUUACAGGUUUGUUUCUAAGGACACUGUGGAGGAGGAAGUUUUAGAAAGGGCCAGAAAGAAAAUGAUUUUAGAAUAUGCUAUUAUAUCUUUGGGUAUUACUGAUCAGCAUUCCGGCAAAAGCGGCAGCGGGAUUAGUAAGAACAACAAAAAUGAACCGAGUGCUGGUGAAUUGAGUGAAAUUUUAAAAUUUGGAGCUGGAAAUAUGUUUAAAGCCAACGAAAAUCAAAAGAAAUUGGAAGAUUUGAAUUUGGAUGAAGUGUUGAAUCAUGCGGAAGAUCAUGUUACUACUCCUGACUUGGGUGAGUCACACUUGGGUGGUGAAGAGUUUUUGAAACAAUUUGAAGUCACAGAUUAUAAAGCUGAUGUUGAUUGGGAUGAUAUUAUUCCCGAAGAAGAAUUGAAAAAAUUAAAAGAUGAGGAAAAAAGAAGAAAUGAUGAGCUUUAUGUCAAAGAGCAGAUGGAUAUGGCUCAAAGAAGAAGUGCUGCCUUGAACAAAAUAAAAAAUUCGGUUAACGGAUAUGGGAAUGGCAAUGAUGCUGAUGCCGAUGGCACAGAUAACGAUACAAGCAGUAUUAGUGGGCGUAGACGUCGCAGAAUGGAUAGUAUGAAUGUGCUUGGAGAAAGAGAAGUUAGAGCAUUGUACAAGGCCAUUCUUAAAUAUGGGAUUUUGGACAAGGAGAGAAUAGAUGAUUUGAUCAGCGAUGGUUCAUUGCCAGAAAAAAAGGUUUCCAAGUAUGAAGAGGUUUAUGAAGAAUUUAUAGAUGUUGCAAAAGAAGAACUGGCCAGUGAAGAAAAAAGAAGGAAAAAUGUUAUUAAGAAAUUGGAGGAAGAUGUGGUUAUUUAUAAUGAAAAAUUGAAAGCUGGUAAAGAUGUUAGCAAGUUGGGGAACCCGGUUACCAAAUUAAGUAGUAAAAGAAAGGAGAAAAAGGCCAUUUUGUUUGAAUUUUAUGGUUGUAAAGGAUUUAAUGCAGAGACUGUAUUGAAAAGGCCACAGGAAAUGUUAUUUUUGCAUGAUUUUUUAGCUAAAUAUUAUUUGCAAGAUCCGUUGAAAUUUAGAUUUAUCAAAAGAUUCCCUAAACAAGUUACUACUUGGAAUUGCACCUGGACUGAUGUUGAUGAUGCUAGGUUAUUAGUUGGGGUUGAUAAAUAUGGUUAUGGAUCCUGGUCACGGAUUAGAGACGAUCCAUUUUUAGGUUUGACACAAAAAUUCUUUUUAAAUGAAUCCAGUACAACACCAAACAGUUCCAAGAGUAAUAGUAACACUAGUAAUAACAACAGCAACAAAGAAAAUGCCACGUUUUCAGGUGUUGUGAGUGGGACUUCAAAACCUGAGUUUAACUUCCCCAAGGGACCUAGGGCUGAUAUAGAGAAAAAAGAAACAACGCCUUUAUCUGUUAGUAGUAGUGAUAGUAACGCAGUGCAAAUAGAACAAAAUUUGCAAUCACCAAUGGAUAACACACAUAAACCCAAUAGCAUUAAUGGUAACACUAAAAAGGUUCCUACUGGCGUUCAUUUAAAUAGAAGAAUAGAUUAUUUGUUUACUGUACUAAGGGAAGAAGCAAGUGCUUUAGAUCCAAAACUAGCUAAUACUAUUGGGGAUCAUGGCAAUGGUUCUGGUACUAAAAAUGUUGGACAAACUGGGAAUGGCGCAAUAUCAUUGUCUUCUUUAAGUAGUAACGGUAAUACAUCAUUGAAUGGGGUUACAAAAAAUAAAAAGAAAAUACCGAUGAAUACGGCUGUUACUGCUACGAGCAACAAUGUUUCUAACGUUACUUUGAACAAAAAUGCAAAGAAAAGGGGCAAAAGUUUGCAUAGUAACUCGAAGGAUCUACCAGAUAAGAUUUCACUAACCAUGAGUUUUGUAAGACCAUCUUUACUCAGAUUACAAAAGGGUGGAAAGGGUUUAGAUCGCAAAGAGUGGGCUCAUGUUUUAAAAAAAGAGUUGUUAACAGUUGGAGACCAUAUCAAAGCAAAUAGCAAUGGCAAUGAAGAAUAUAAGAGAUGCUUGUGGAAUUACGCAACCAAGUUUUGGCCUGCUUCUGUAAAAAGUCAACAAUUGUUUGGAAUGUAUCAAAAGAUCAAAGCAGCAGAAUCCAAAUAG
This is a messenger RNA of Saccharomycodes ludwigii, 4674 nucleotides long. It is a transcript of the gene CHD1, whose product is annotated as chromatin-remodeling ATPase CHD1. Gene Ontology annotation, cellular component: chromatin; nucleus. The transcript has a single exon. Gene Ontology annotation, biological process: regulation of transcription by RNA polymerase II; nucleosome organization. Lineage: Eukaryota; Fungi; Ascomycota; Saccharomycetes; Saccharomycodales; Saccharomycodaceae. The record is from RefSeq and is a predicted model, not a curated record. Gene Ontology annotation, molecular function: DNA binding; ATP binding; histone binding. The coding region runs from base 1 to 4674 and encodes 1557 amino acids.